This is a messenger RNA of Trachymyrmex septentrionalis, 1051 nucleotides long. It is a transcript of the gene RabX5, whose product is annotated as ras-related protein Rab-34. Bases 106 to 912 code for a protein of 268 amino acids. The record is from RefSeq and is a predicted model, not a curated record. Gene Ontology annotation, molecular function: GTP binding; GTPase activity. The transcript is spliced from 7 exons. NCBI's taxonomy places the organism in Eukaryota, Metazoa, Arthropoda, Insecta, Hymenoptera, Formicidae.
AAACGCAAUCAACAAUAUGCAAUUGCAAAAAUUACAGUGACACAUGUGUGGAGAAAGAGAGCGCGUUCUUAUUGUUUCAUCAAGCGCUCCGAUUCGAAGAGUACGAUGUUGGAAACGCGCUCCGCGACUUACAAAAUGAUGAAAGAAGAAGCCAAUGACGAAAGGCAGAUAACCAAUUGGCCACCACCAUUUUCAUCUGAGACCACACCAUAUAACGAGAAUGAUUUCGGCACUUUGAUCAGACGGACUUGCGAGAAUAAGAGCUUGACUCUCCGAAUUUCUAAGGUGAUCGUCGUAGGCGACGUCGCCGUCGGCAAGACAUCGUUGGUGAACCGCUUCUGCCACAGGCUCUUCGACAACAAUUACAAGGCCACUAUCGGCGUGGAUUUCGAGGUGGAGAGAUUCGACAUCCUUGGCGUGCCUUUCCAUUUGCAAAUAUGGGAUACCGCGGGUCAGGAAAGGUUCAAGUGCAUAGCGGCGUCUUAUUAUCGCGGUGCUAAUGUAAUCAUGAUCGUUUUCGACUUGGGAAACUUGAUGUCACUGACGCAUUGCCAGCAAUGGUUGAACGAGGCAAGUCGCAGCAACGUUGGUUCUCAUCAUAUUUUUCUAGUCGGCGCUAAAAAAGAUCUAUUAACUCAUCCAGUGUACGAAAUAAUCGAAAAACGGGCGAUUGAAGUGGCCAGGAGAAUGCGAGCCGAAUAUUGGGCGAUCUCGUCGAGAACGGGUAAUGGGGUGUCCGAAUUGUUUACGCGGGUCGCCGCGCUCUCCUUUCAUGCAAUGGUCUUGCGGGAAAUGCAAAGUUUGAAACUCGAGCCGAUCAACAUCGGUUCGGCGACGAUAACUUUGAAAAAACACUCGAAGACUGAGAUGAAGCGACAGAGAAUGCCAAAGUGCUCCAAAUGUCCGACGUGACGAUGGAAUUUAAUAAAUAUAUUUAAGAGUUAAAUUCGGGGAAAGUGCUAUCGAUCGAGUCUCAUUAUAUAAUUCUCCCCAGUAAACAAGCUGACACUAUUAAGGACUAGUCAAUUUAUAGUUCUUGUAUUUAAGAUCG